AAUAUCAAAAUUUCCAAAAAUACUUUUCAAGCACUUAUUGCUAAUGUGCGUGCUUAAAUGUAUGACAUUGGCUCCCUUGAGGGUUAAGGAGUUAAAUGGCGGAUGUCGAUGGCUGUGGCAUUAGGCGUAUGUUCGAAGCGCAAUUCAAGCGCUGCUCGCUGCCUUGCUGCUGCCUGCCAGCCUGUCCCGCCCCCUUUGUGCCGCCCCCGCUGCUGCCGUUUGGCCAAGUCGCCAAGUAGUCAAGCACAUUCCAAAGACAACUGUCAACUCGCAAAGAUGUCAAUCAUCAAGCGAAAUCUUCUUCUGCUGCUGCUCAUCAUCAAUCUCAGCAUCGGUUGCUGGGCUCGUCCAAAGCCUGCACCAAAGCAUCAACAACUGGAUGCCGCCCUCAAUGAGGUGACCUCCCGGGAAUUCGAUUGGGCUUCUGAUCCACAGAUUCCCAACAAUCUGCUCGAACAACUUUCGGCCAUGAGAUCCGCUUCUGUUGCUGACCAUCAGCAUCAUCCUCAUCAUCAUCAGAAGAAGCGACGCCCCAGCAACUACUGGAAGUCAGUGCAACAGCAGCAACAACGUUUUCGGGGGCGUUUCUUCAAUGUGCCCCCGCCACCAGGUGGCAUUCCACCAGGCGGUGGCAACUACUACAGCAAUGAGGUGUUGCCGCUGUCCACCUACGAGUUCUACGAGCCCGAACCCAUCUACUCCACUGCGUACUAUUAGCCAGCCAACUUUGACAAUCAAAUUGUAAAUUAGCUUUAAGAUUUCCUUUGUAUUUCCCAAAAUAUUCAA
This is a messenger RNA of Drosophila sulfurigaster albostrigata, 786 nucleotides long. RefSeq lists its product as uncharacterized. The record is from RefSeq and is a predicted model, not a curated record. The transcript has 2 exons. NCBI's taxonomy places the organism in Eukaryota, Metazoa, Arthropoda, Insecta, Diptera, Drosophilidae. The coding region runs from base 103 to 717 and encodes 204 amino acids.